Carcharodon carcharias (great white shark) is the source of this 1731-nucleotide messenger RNA. It is a transcript of the gene c3h5orf22, whose product is annotated as chromosome 3 C5orf22 homolog. Bases 115 to 1545 code for a protein of 476 amino acids. The transcript has 9 exons. NCBI's taxonomy places the organism in Eukaryota, Metazoa, Chordata, Chondrichthyes, Lamniformes, Lamnidae. The record is from RefSeq and is a predicted model, not a curated record.
ACAAAAAAAAAGGGUCCGGCGCAGCAUUUACUUCCCCCUCUCCGCACUGUACCCCUGUGUAAGGCGGGUGGGUCUGGUGUUUCACACGCAGCUUUAUUGCAAGCGGCUGGAGUGAUGAGCGGGGCUGCCUCCAGCCUGCGCAGUUACACGGAGCUCCCGGUCUGGGUAGUGGAGGAUCAUCACGAUGUGGUGCCAUACAUCUAUCGAGCGAUUGGCUCGAAGCAUUUGCCAAUGGAAAAUAUUGCCCUGGUUCACCUGGAUUCGCAUCCAGACCUCUUAAUCCCGAUCGACAUGUCGGCUGACAGUGUGUUUGAUAAAGAGCUACUUUUCGGAGACCUGAGUAUUGAGAACUGGAUCAUGCCUGUCGUUUAUGCCGGCCACUUUUCACAUGUUUUUUGGCUUCACCCGUUCUGGGCCCAGCAGAUCACCGAGGGGAAACACCGCUUCUUUAUUGGCAGAGAUUCUUCAACCAAAACAAUCAGGGUUACGAGUACAGAGAGCUACUUCCUGAGCGAUGGCCUGUACGUGUCGGAGAAGCUGCUGGAGAACAAGAAGGAGCUAGGAUUACAGGUCAUCACAAUAGACCCAGGGGAGGGGAGCCUCGAUGACGGUGAAAAGGAAGACGGAGCAUCGGCCACCAAGAAACCAAAAUUGGAACAUUUCACCAAUGGAGAGGGUUCGUCUGAGGCUGCGUGCACCACGUCAUCCAAAACCAACAAUCAGGGGUCCGAAUGCAAACCUAGUGAUGACAACACAUCCUCCAGUAGAGAGAGACAUGUGCAGAAAACCAGUCCCACCGCAACAAGCCCUGGAAACGAACAGCAACAGCAGGAGGAAAUUGUUAAGGAUCUCCUUCAUGUCUUUGACAAAAGAGAUGCCUACGUCCUGGACAUUGACUUGGAUUUCUUUUCAGUUAAAAACCCGUUCAAAGAAAUGUACACCAAGGAGGAAUAUGAAAUUCUCAAGCAGCUGUACAGUUUUACCAAACCCAAUUGGAAAGAGGAAGAUGAGGAGGCUUUGAUUGAUUGUGUGGAAGCUCGUACAAGACAACUAGAAGAUAUGGAAGCUGCAUUUGCAGAUUUGUGUGAAGAUGACAGUGAAGACAAUGUACAGAAAUGGGCGGCAAUCCCUGGCCUGGAAAGUCUUGCUCAGCUUGUGCGAAGCCUGAAGGACAGAUUGAGGACACCUGACUAUGAAAUGGUUCACCAGGCUGGAUUAACAUGUGAUUAUUCUGAACUGCCACACCACGUUAGCACUGAGGAAGAGAUAGACAACCUCAUGUCAUCUGUAAAACGGCUGCUUAAAAAUUUGCCCAGGCCAACUCUCGUUACGGUAGCAAGAUGCUGUGCAGAAUUGCUUGCUAAGUGGGUAUCUAACACUGACUGCGUCAUGUUUCAGGUCCAGUUUGGACGAUUACUGUCCUUCGGAGCAGGUGGACUCUAUUCAGGAGAGGAUGUUAAGAGUGCUGUGUUCCUGCUAUGGCUCUUUAGAUGUCCACUUAGAAUACUGAACGUGUCAAACUUCACCUCGUGCCGCCUUACUUGAGCCAGAAAGUAUGCACAGAUUAUUGUUUCAUUUUUGGAAGAGAACGCAAGAAAUAGGAGCAGCAGUAGACCACACGGCCUGUUGAGCCUUCUCCACCAUUCAGUAUGAUCAUGACUGAUCUUGGGCUUCAACUCCACUUUCUAAAGAGAAUUUUAUUUAAUAAAUAAAUUAUACUUUUAACAACAA